CACUCGAACUCUCACAUUAAUGUUGAUGAUGUGAAGACCUUCACUACCCCUAGAAAGCUCAUUCACUCACUUCAAGUUCAGGAUUUACAAGAUUUUGAUUCGAAUUUCUCCACAAAGCAAGUCAAAAAGUUCAGGAGCCCAACGACAAGAAGCGCAUUUUACGAUCAAAGUCAUCUGUGUCGGGAGAUGAACCGUGAGAAUGGUGGAGGCAGAUUAUUUUCUGAAGAAGAACACCAUGGCCAAUCAGAAUCAGUUUCUUCCACAGGAGAUGAAGUAGUUCCCAAGAAUAAACCACGGUUGGAGAAAGUCUAUUGUCACAUCUCUGCACGUAGCAUUAUUUACAGUCUUUUUGCUGUUCUAUUGGCAUUACUUUUGUGUUUGUUGGCAAUAGGUAAUCAGGACGAUCAAGACAACAUUCUUGUUCCGACUUAG
Messenger RNA from Striga hermonthica, 432 nucleotides. NCBI's taxonomy places the organism in Eukaryota, Viridiplantae, Streptophyta, Magnoliopsida, Lamiales, Orobanchaceae. The record is from the annotation of a GenBank genome assembly.